GUUCUGACGUUAGCUAUAGAGGUUCUUUCACAACUUAAUACCUAUUUUUUGUGGUAUUAUUAUUGAUUAUAUGGACGUAUUAAAUAUGAAAAUAAAUUUGUUGAAACCCUAAAAUUUUUUUGAAAUAUCUAAAUCGAUUUUUCGAAAAUACUUGUGUAUGCGUGUCUGAUAAUUUCAUUAAAUAAAAAACAAUCCAUAUUCCCCUUCCACGUGUUUAGAUAAGUUAGAAACUACUUUUUAACAUAAACAAGCUAUUUUGACCUCUGACGUGCAGUCUUUUAUUUAUAUUGUUUUGUUUUGAACAAGUAAAAUAGAUCCGAUUAAUCCGUUUGUCGUUUUAGAACUUGAACCGUAGAAAUCAAUUUACAAUUUUAAUUUGACCAUUUAUUGAACUUCAUUAAACAGGAUAGUAGAUCGAAGCUGUUACGGGGAUUGUCUGCUCGAUACACCAGAGUCAUCAGACAUGUCUUAAAAGACGUAUUUUUGGCCCCUGAAUCGAUUGGGGAUAGUGGGAAGUGUUAAAAAUGGGGUUAACCCGGUUUUAUUUUGAAAAAACCGAUUUUUUGCCCCAAAAAUGGCCAUUUUUUGAGGUUUUUUAGAAAUUUCGACAGGUUAAUUCAAUAGAAAAGCUUGCAUAUUUUGGUUUCUUGUACAUUUUCAUUUGCCGCACUAGCUAAUAUCAAUAUAAUAAGCACGCACAAGAGUUAACCCGGUCAAAAUAAAAAACCUCCAAAAAAAUGUUUUUUUGCGCGCUAAAUUUUUUCGGCUCUUUAUACAUCCACAAUGAAAUAUUUUUGCCCACAAAGUGUUUUAAUACUGUUCAAUAAUACUAUUGAUAGUUUUUCAGCGUCAAAACAAGUUUUGAAAGCGGAAGAAAAAAUUAUAUUUUUCGUGGUGCUGAGCACUUUGAAAAUUGUUGAAUAAAAUCGAGCGCUACCGUAAAAUUUUAGUAACCCUUCCCUGAAACUCAUUUAAGUUUUUGUACCGUUAGUGUUUUGUCCUUUUCUGAAGUUCAUGCCUUCUCUGGCUUAAUUUCAUUUAAUAUUGUUUAAUACAGUACAGUAAAGUGUUUUAUAAUAGUAGAGUGCCAUUUCUAAUACUUCAAUGUUACAUUGUUGAGAUACCUUUACUUGGCUGAUUACUUUUUGUUAAUACAAUUUCUCCAAUUUAGUAUUGCAUUGCUUAUAUGUUCAAUGAGACAGCUUCGUAAUAUUUUAUACGUAAAAAUGAAACUGCAUUACUUAUUACAUAAAUUAUGUAUCAUCGUAUUAGUGUUCCAUUAAUUGUACAAUUUGUCAUGUUUUUUUUUUCAAUGUGAUCUUCGAUUUUAGAAUCUUUACGGUGUCUUUUCUUAUAAUUUGCUAUCAUUUUUUAGCUUUUGAAAAUUGAAAAUGUUUCAAUAUUACCAAUAAUUCAAUAUUACCAAUAAUUUUAACUUUUAAAAAUUGAAAAUGUUUCAAUAUUACCAAUAAUUACAGAACAUUUCAUUAUUUUAACAUCGUUCAUAAGUUUUUGAUAACUAAUUGUUUUGUAUCGAUAAAUUAUGUAAAUGUGUUGCUUUUAUCCUAGAAUGGUGUUUAGAUCAAGUUAAAUUAAUUAAAAUGUAAUUAAAAUGUUAAUUAGAUUAAAAUUUUGUGUGAUAAUGUUGAAGAAAAAUUUGAUUUACUUUCAUUGAAAAUUAUUUUGAAAUCUUUCUAAGGUGACAAAAUUUGCCUUUUAUUUCGAUUUCCGACAUAUUUUAACAUAUUUCAGCAUAUUCAACACAUUUAACAUAAACUUCAGGACACAUUUUAACAUAUUUCAGCAUAUUCAACACAUUUUACAUAAACCUCAGGACGUGAUAACAGAGAAAUGUGACUUAGAACAGAUAGUGUUCGUAGCUCUUAUCGGUAAAGAUGUGGCCGCUACAGCUGGGCGCGAGAUACACGCUUUCGUUCAUUUCUGUGACACGUUGGGAAUAGAGGUACCAGAGAAUGAGACAGGUCAGCUGGAACUGUUGGGAGUUAAACUCAUCAGUAAACUUAACUCCUUCCAAGCUAGAGAAGUUACUCAGUACGAAGUGGGUGAUCCACAUUGGAAGAGUGACAUUCAGUUCCUUCAGACAGUGCCCAUAAUCUCUCUGCUGUUCCGAGGAAUCAACGCUUUCCAAAUUAUCAAACAGCUCCUCUCCCGCUCCACCACGUGCACUACUCCCAGCAUCAGAUCACGUGACGAUACGCCUGCACGUGGGCGUGGAUCACGUGACCAUUGCAGCAGUAUCAUGUCAGAGACACCAGAACAUGCGUACAAGCUAGCCAGUCUGCUGUUCUUUGAGAAGGAACUGUACAGUGACGAGAUCAUGAGGCCUAAACAAUUACAUCUACCCCCACCCAGGACUCAUGUUAAUAGUAUCAUCAGCAAGGAGGGAAGACACCACUUAUCAGACCUACCUGACAGACUAGUCUACCAAUCAGAGGGGAUACUGAAGAGUAUGUUAGCUCCUCCCAGGCUACUCGCCUCUAUCUUAGUGACGUCACAAGUUAAUCAUUUUGGCAAGAUACUCAAGAGGUUGGAACAAGAAGAGUUUACAGUAGUAGGAGUACACCUAACACGUGACACGGACAGCAUUGUGUUCUGUGUACAAGCAGAGAACUGUAUCUACAAGCUGCUACAGCUGGUUGGACCUAGAGAUCUUAAGGAGGCUAAAUCUUCCCAUCAGUUCUCGUUGAGGGCUUCUUUUGCUACACACUCCGACUCUUUUUAUGCGUCCCCGACUUAUAAUGACAGUGUCACUGAUGUAAAGAGAUAUUUCCCUGAUGGACUGUGUUGUGCCAACACUCUUGAUAUGCAGGCUGAGGGGAUUCCUCACUCCUACAUAGACGAGUUGGUGAAUACAGCGAGCGCUAGGAGAUACGUAUCCAGAUCAUAUCCCUUGAAGCCUCUCCUCCAGACGGUGUGUGUUGUGUUUCCUCCUGAUUUACUGAGACCCGCCAAACACAUGCGCCUAUCACCUGCUAGUCAACUCAUCACGAUGAUACAGAGUUGUCAGUUUGAGAUAGUGAAUGUGCGGCUGUUAACAAUACCCACACUCCAGAUACAACCCUUCAGAACUCUCUUUAAAGUACACUACGAGUUGAGUCAGACUUUCGUUAACAGACCCUGUCUUUUAUUGGUGCUUCAAAGAGAAAACGCAGCCUCCUGCUUUUCACAAAUCUUGCAAGGAUAUUCGAACACCAACAACAGGAAACUUUUAGACUCGUACGAUCACAUGAUGCUGACGUCAACCAAUAAACAAACGUGCGAAAAUCAAAUCAAGUUCUUCUUCGACUUUUUACCUGACCGCUGUAAAGACCAAAUGGAGAUACAGUGAUGAAGAACUUCAAGAAUGUUGUUCGAUGAACAAUAUAGCGGCAACUUAUUGAUAGCUGACGAGCUUUGAAUAUUUGCCAAUCAGUGCGUUUGAAUACUGGUGGGGAUUUGAAUUAUAUUUUCUUGGACACAUUUCAUGACCACGAUUUAACUUUCACCCAAGACCACUGAUUUGUGUCAAAACAAUUAAUAUAGUUUGACUAGUUACCAAUAUUUAGAUGUAUGAUCGACUGAGCGCUCUUUCCUUGAUAUUAUGGAGAAUCAUUCGCCUUAAAUUUCUUAGUGUUUCAGGGGCCUCAGUUCCAAAUGAACAAAAAUGGUGUUAGUUGGCCCCGAAACCUGAUCGUAUAUAUUUAAAUUUUUGGAGCAUUGUUUAAGCUCAUCGAUCCUGAGACCUCGCAAGUGACCUACACUCGUAAUUCGUAUAUUCCUAGUUUUCUACAUUUUAUAGCUGUCUACGUGUAUAGAUUGUAGUAUUAUAUUUAGCUCAGUGCCAGUUUGUAACUUAUAUAAAUUUGUACAGAUGUUUGUAGAAACUUUUAUAUAUGAAAAUGUCGUUAACUAUUUAUUUUCAAUUUAUAAAGAC
Molecule: messenger RNA, 3934 nt
Organism: Bolinopsis microptera
Lineage: Eukaryota; Metazoa; Ctenophora; Tentaculata; Lobata; Bolinopsidae
Product: dynein axonemal assembly factor 8-like
Exons: 11
Coding region: 2261-3349 (362 amino acids)
Cellular component (GO): centrosome
Source: RefSeq, a predicted model, not a curated record